AUGGAAAGGCCAAUUUGUUUAAUUUGCUCGAAGGAGUUCUCUAGGAAGGAUCAUUUAAGAAGGCAUCAGAUAAUCACUCAUAGCGAGCAACGGAGUUCUAUUGUAUGCGAAUAUUGUAAUAAAGUAUUCACAAGAAAUGACACGUUGAGAAGGCAUAUGACGACCUGUUCUGUUGCUCUAGAAAUAAAUUCAGGGAAUCCUUUGGCUUUAAGUAAUAGACCAAAAGGACGGAAAAAGAGAUCGUGCGAGAGAUGUAACUUCACGAAAAGGAAAUGCUCCUUCUCAAGCGACACAAACGGAUGUACUAAUUGUAUCAAAUCUGGAAUUUUAUGUUCCCGACUAAAGAAAAAUGAAACAGGAUUUUCUGAAGGAAAAUUGUUGGUCAGUACAGAUCCUACAGAUCCUAUUUCGAAAGCGUAUUCUUCGAGCUCGGCCCCUUUAUUUUUUCUGCUGUGGUGCAAUCUGACAGGCAAUGCAAUUUUUAGCACCUCAUUUCCAUUAGGGUCCCCAAUUUUUAACAAACAUGACUUUGACGUUUGUCCAACUGAUAUAUUCGGCUCACCAAGUCCUACAAAUUUAUUGUCAGAAACUGAGUUUACAUCGCCCAUUCUUUUGACAGUACAUAACUUGACUGAAACACUUAGUCCGAAAAUAAAGACAUGGCUAGAUGGUAAUAACGUUCAAAAGUUCAUAUCUUUGUAUUUCAAUCAUUUCCAUCUACAUACCCCUUUCUUGCACAAAUCCACUUUCGUUAUUUUCGAAACACCAUCUUCCUUAUUGUAUUGUUUGUUAAUUAUUGGAGCUUUGUAUUCAGAUGUCGAUAUGGAUGUGAAAUUCGCAUUAUCUCAACUCGAUACUGUUGAAGGUUAUAUUAAUGUAAAUGAGCCUAAGACGGAUAGUCGGGAUUAUCCUUUGCAUGUAAUUCAAGCAUAUGUUUGCUUGUAUACUGCUUUGACUUGGUCUGGCUCGAAAAGGCAAAGACAGCAUGCAAUAGAAAAUUUUCCUCGAUUAGUGACCCUUGUCAAGAACAAAAAAUUAAACCAUGCCUGUCAUAAGGUCUCUUAUUCUAAGUCUGAGGAAGAUUGGAAAGACUGGAUUCAAUCAGAAAUGAAAAUUCGAACGUGUUAUUCUGUGUUUCUAUUAGACACAUCGCAUUUAAUAUUUUUCAACAAUUUCCCAAGAAUUGUUCCAUCUGAAUUGAGAUUACCUUUACCAAGUCAUCAUAAUUGGUGGGAAGCAUCUUCUUAUGAAGAAUGGCAUGCUACUUACUUCCCUAGACCCUUGUUUCUUGAAGUUGCCCAGUUUUUAAUUAACGCAGAUUCGGUUGAUUUAUCGUACAACUUAUACAUGUACGACUUCUUCGUUUUAUUACAUGCUCUCUACGUGAAUAUGUGGUUCCAAAAGCAAUUGUUAAAUUUCUUUACUUCUUCGCAAAUAAAAGCACAACGGAAGGCGUUAGAAAAUUGGAAAACGAUAUGGAAUCGAGCAAUAGAACGUAUACCUGAAAAUGAAUGGUCUAAGUUUGGAUUCUGUCGAAACGCAAUCGAAUAUUAUUGGCUAGCUAGAUUGUUUUUAUCUAGUAAGGAGAAAAGAUUGCUGCUCGAGUAUGAUUCUCCAGGUGCAAUAGAAAACCUGAUUAAAGAUGCUCCAUCGGAAAAGCUUGACAGCGAUGAAGAAUUAUUGAGCUUUGUUAUAUUGAUGAAAGCGGUAAGAUCAAAUGCAAAAAUCAAUAAUGUUGAUGAUGUUGAAGAAAUAUUGGAAGAUAGCUUUGAUAUUUUAGAAAAGCCAAGUGAAGGGCAACACGAUAUUUUUAAAUUCAUAUUAUGGAAGAAUGAAUGA
Messenger RNA from Priceomyces carsonii, 1839 nucleotides. RefSeq lists its product as uncharacterized. Gene Ontology annotation, cellular component: chromatin. Lineage: Eukaryota; Fungi; Ascomycota; Pichiomycetes; Serinales; Debaryomycetaceae. Gene Ontology annotation, biological process: regulation of transcription by RNA polymerase II; DNA-templated transcription. The record is from RefSeq and is a predicted model, not a curated record. Gene Ontology annotation, molecular function: zinc ion binding; DNA-binding transcription factor activity, RNA polymerase II-specific; RNA polymerase II cis-regulatory region sequence-specific DNA binding. The transcript has a single exon. The coding region runs from base 1 to 1839 and encodes 612 amino acids.